AUGCGGGCCGUCAUGCGAACACUGGCACCUGUUCGUGAACGAAUUGAAUCGAAGCUUCGGAGUGCCCUGCAGCCCCAGGUACUUCGGGUGGUCGACGAGUCGGACCUGCACGAGGGCCACGCCAGCAAGCCGGCGCACGGGGAGACGCACUUUCGCGUUGCUAUUGUUUCCGCACAGUUUGUGGGCCUCUCUCUGCGCGAGCGUCACCGACGUGUCUACCAGAUUUUGGACCAGGAGCUUGCUGAAUCGGUGCACGCACUACAACUGGAAACGAGGACACCAGCGGAAGCCUCGGACCUCUUGGCUUCGAAAUAG
Messenger RNA from Cyanidioschyzon merolae strain 10D, 315 nucleotides. Its product is annotated as transcriptional regulator bolA. The transcript has a single exon. NCBI's taxonomy places the organism in Eukaryota, Rhodophyta, Bangiophyceae, Cyanidiales, Cyanidiaceae. The coding region runs from base 1 to 315 and encodes 104 amino acids. The record is from RefSeq and is a predicted model, not a curated record.